GUCUCCAGUGUAUGUUCAACAGAAUGAAGCAAUAGCAUCACAUCCAGUGGUUAUUCCCUGUACUGCCGCAACCUUGCAAACCCGCAUCCAACUCGCCACUGAAGCACACAGAGCAGCUGCCCAUCCUGGCGGGGUGCGCACUACUAACGUAGUGAAGAGAAACUAUUGGUGGAAGCGCAUGCACAAAGUCUGCGCGAAGGUUGUCGCUGAAUGUGAGUGCUGUCAGAGAACCAGAGCCAACAGAACCUGGCGAAGGGCGGCAUCAGUAGUGAAAUGGCGUAGUAAUCUCAAUCCAGGAGAAUUAGUUGGUAUUGAUGUAAUGUAUUUGCCACCUCUCGAAGUGGAGGGAUGCCGUUUCGUCGGGAUCAUAAGCGCCACGUGCAUUUCCACGAAAUGGCUGAGAGCAGUACCUAUCACUGGAUUCUCUGGGCAACAAGCUGCAGAAGCACUUGAUCGCUUAUUCUAUAACACCGUGAUUCCACGGGUGUUGAUAGUGGAUCAAGGAUCCAACUUUAUAGCUGCCGACACGUUCCGGAGCUGGGCAGCUAAGAGACAGAUCCGUCUGAAGUACUUUCCAGUGGCAUCGUCAAGCCUGGCAGGAUGGGUUGAACGGCCUCAUAAGGGCCUAAGAGACCAUCUCAGACCCAUGCUUCUCGACAAGGAGGAUCCGUCGUUGGUCGGAGACAAUAACUGGAUGACGAGACUCCCCCGAGCGGUGUAUGCAUGGAACGCUGCGAGCUAUAGCAACAACAGCGUGUUAUCGCCAUAUAUGAUGGUCUACGGUAUACCACCACGCAUCCCCGGAGCUGAGUUGACCACUGACGACGAGGAGUUAGCCCAGCUAGGUAUAGAUCACCUGAUAGAUAUUCCCAGUUGGACUGCGCUACUUCAACAGAUGAAUGACUCACGUCGAAUCACCAGAGAUGUUACCAUGAAGGAGUAUAUUGCUCUGUGGUGCGACCUGCGCGAUAAGGCGCGUAGCAGUCUUACCAGGAGAACUAAGACUACAGAAGUUAUCCGUGUAGGGGAUUUUGUUCGCAUUCUGAGACCUAAGCAGCCCGCCUCUGAAUGUACUAUUGUCGUAUCUGUUCGCGGUAGUGUGAUACGCAUUGUUGAUUCUUCUCAUAGAGUAUCGGAUGAGUAUAUUGGAAAUAUCGUGCUGGCUAAGAAUGAUCUCCCAAAUAAAAAUGUUCUUCUUGAAUGUAAAAAAUCCUAUGAUCGGGACGGUAGUUUCCCGGAUCUACCGGCGAUUGCUGUGACUCGAGAAUUGCAGCAAA
This is a messenger RNA of Perkinsus marinus ATCC 50983, 1277 nucleotides long. RefSeq names its product gag/pol/env polyprotein, putative. Gene Ontology annotation, biological process: DNA integration. The record is from RefSeq and is a predicted model, not a curated record. Gene Ontology annotation, molecular function: nucleic acid binding. NCBI's taxonomy places the organism in Eukaryota, Perkinsozoa, Perkinsida, Perkinsidae. The transcript has a single exon. The annotation marks the transcript as partial.